CUGUUUCCAAGUUGUUUACAGAAACGCGGGAUAAAAUUGUAUUCUGAGUUUGUAUACAUAACUAGAUCUGAGAUAAUCAAAAAGAAAACGCGCGAUUUAUGAGUUUAGAAGGAAAAGUACGAAAGAAAUCAAAAUUUUGUGUUAGUUGCUAGAAUAGUAUGCGAAGAUUGAGUAUGAAGAGUAAGCGUAGGAAGUCUGAUAUGACCAGUGGUAGUGACUCCGAGGAAAAUGGCGUCACGCGCAUCAUAGGUGAUAAUAACGACGAAAUGAAGAGAGGAAAAGAGAAUGAGCAUGUGGAAACACCGCGCAGAAGUGCACCAAAAAAGCGCCCGUCUCGUGCUCGCCACAGUUUUAAAGAAACCGAGGAUUCUGCAAAAUCUGAUGUAGAAGACACUCAAGCUUCAGACACAGACGGAGAAGAAAAUAAGAAUGUCGGAAAAGCUGGACCAAGUAAAAGACUUAAAAAGGAUGAUCAGAAGGCUUUAACAAAACAGGACGGAAAUAACGAGAAAGAUUAUGAAGUAGAGAAAAUUGUGGGGCAACGAACUAUUAAAGGAAGACGUCAAUUUUUGGUCAGAUGGAAAGGAUAUGAUGAAACUUCUGAUACAUGGGAACAAGAAAAGGACUUACAUUGUCCACAGUUAAUUGAAGAGUUUUUAGAUGAAGAUACAGAGUCUGAAGAAGACAGUAAAUCUAAGAAAGCUGAAAAUUCCCCAAAACCAGGGAAGAAUAAAAUUACAAAAGUGGAAAGAAAACCUAGAAAAUCGAAAAAUAAUAUGAAAAAGGAAACAGAAAAUGGCAAACAAAUAACAGCAUCAGAUGAAGAAAAAAAUGAUAAAGAAGAUCAAAAAGAAUUUGAAGUAGAAAGGAUUAUAGAAGUACAUUUUAAAAAAAAUAAAACGAGACAAUUUUUAAUUCGUUGGAAAGGAUUUACAGCAGCAGAUGAUUCAUGGGAACCAGAGGAAAACUUAAAUUGUCCUGAACUAAUUGAAAAAUUUAUGCGAAAAGUAGAGAAAGCUAAAACUACCGAGGCACGUGAACUUAGAGCAAAUCGUCCUCACACAAAACGGUACACAUUAGCCACACAUGAGCAGGGAAGAAGAUUGUCUCGACGAAAUAUUGAUAAACAAAGAACCAUGUAUCACGAAUGUGAUGAAUAAGUGAUAAAAAAAACUGCAAGACUACACUACAUAUGUAUACUGCAGGGCUGAAAAGAUUGAGUGCGGGGCAGUACAGGGGUAAGAGGGGCCUUUCGCUCGCUCAACCUUUGAUGCUCACCAUCACGCCAUGGAUUAGUAGAUGAGUGACUUUAUGACUGUGUCCGCUACAUCAAUAAGAUCCCGCAUUCUGUCCGCACGCGAUCUUUCCAGCUCUGCAUAGUAGACAUAUGUGUAUAUAUUUGUGUGUAUAGAUGUAUACACAUAUGUUAAUAUAUAAUUUGUAGUGUUACGAAAAAAUAACACAUCAUUAAAAAUUAAAUCAUAAGUGACUUGCUUUUUAAAUAAACAUGAAGAUAUAAAAGCGAUUAAGAUAUUGCUAUAGUCGGGGCCAAUUCUGUUGACCUGCCACGUAAUUUUCUUCUCCACCAUUUUCCAAUUCCACUGUUACCGUUCGGCAGUUUAACAGUUGCUGAAUAGAAUCUAUCCACUCCACUCUUAAACUACGCUGGCCAUGCUGUGGUACACAUACAUGCACACACGCCCAUACAUAAAAUUACACGAGAAUAUAUAUAGCACAAGGGAGACGAAAGAUGUAGAGUAAAAGAGAUGCGGCACUUGAA
Habropoda laboriosa is the source of this 1780-nucleotide messenger RNA. RefSeq names its product chromobox protein homolog 5-like. The record is from RefSeq and is a predicted model, not a curated record. Gene Ontology annotation, biological process: negative regulation of transcription by RNA polymerase II; chromatin organization. NCBI's taxonomy places the organism in Eukaryota, Metazoa, Arthropoda, Insecta, Hymenoptera, Apidae. The transcript is spliced from 4 exons. Gene Ontology annotation, cellular component: pericentric heterochromatin. Gene Ontology annotation, molecular function: chromatin binding. Bases 159 to 1160 code for a protein of 333 amino acids.